This is a messenger RNA of Acipenser ruthenus (sterlet), 3014 nucleotides long. RefSeq names its product von Willebrand factor A domain-containing protein 5A-like. The transcript is spliced from 18 exons. The coding region runs from base 147 to 2477 and encodes 776 amino acids. NCBI's taxonomy places the organism in Eukaryota, Metazoa, Chordata, Actinopteri, Acipenseriformes, Acipenseridae. The record is from RefSeq and is a predicted model, not a curated record.
ACCAAUGGACAGCGGGUUCAGAGGGGCAUUUUUUCUGGGCAAACUGGCAAGUUGCGGGAAAUGGAAGAGACAUUUUAAAAUCCCGUGGGUGCUUCUCAGUGUUUAUUAACACGCAGCUGCUGAAAAGACAGACAUAUGAAGACAAGAUGAGAGACUGUUGUGGGCUUUUGACGUUGAAAAAUGAACCAGUGCCUCUGAAGGGGAUCUCUGUGCAGUUAAAGGUCCAAGGCUUUGUAGCGGAUGUCUGCUCCACUCUCAGCUAUGAGAACUCAGAGUCCAGCCCGGUGGAGGCUGUCUUCGUGUUUCCCAUGGAGGAGGACUCCUCGGUCUACGACUUCCACGCCGAGAUCGGGGGGGUCAAAAUCCAAGCUGAGAUCCGAGAGAAACAGGAGGCGCGUGACACCUAUGACGACGCCUUGAGCAGCGGACAGCAAGCCUUCCUAUUGGAGGAGAGCGAUGAGAGCCGGGAUGUGUUCAGACUGAGCGUGGGCAGUCUGCCUGCGGGACAGAAAGCGACCGUCUGUCUGUCCUAUGUGACGGAGCUGGCUGUGGAGGCGGACGGGGCUCUGAGAUACUGCCUGCCUGCCAUCCUGAACCCCCGAUACACCCCUGCUGGCGCUCAGUCCCUGACCACUCCAGUGUCCGGAGCCUCUGGAGGGCCGGUUCCCUAUUCGCUGUCUUUCAGUGCCCACCUUGCCUCUCCCAGUGGAGUCGCCCAGGUGAAAUCCAACUGCGACCUCACGCCUCUGGAGUAUCUCGGAGACGACAAGACCCAGGCCCAGGUCUCUCUGUCUCCAGGUCACAAGUUUGAUCGGGAUGUGGAGCUGCUGGUUUACUACAGCCACCCCCACCAGCCCACCGCUAUUGUGGAGGGGGGGCUAGCCUCGGCCACGCCUGGCUCAUUGAUGGGGGACCCGCUGGUGAUGGUCAGUCUGUACCCAGAAUUCCCUGCGGCUGCGUCAACGCCCCAGUCCAGCUGUGGAGAGUUCAUCUUCCUGGUGGAUCGCUCGGGCAGUAUGGACUGUCCAAUGAGCAACAUGGAGUCGGGGCCAAUGCGCAUUGAGAGUGCCCGGGACACUCUGCUGCUUCUCCUCAAGAGCCUGCCCCUGGGCUGUUUCUUCAAUAUCUACGGCUUCGGGUCGCACUUCGAGGCGUUCUUCCCGGAGAGUGUGGAGUACACUCAGCAGACGAUGGACUCUGCUCUGGGGAAGGUGAAAGGGAUGGGAGCUGAUUUUGGAGGGACGGAGAUCCUGGAGCCACUGAAAGACAUUUACAGCAAAGCCUGCCGACCAGGACACCCCAGACAGCUGUUUGUCUUCACAGACGGAGAAGUAGGGAACACAAAGGAUGUCAUUAAUGAAGUCAAGAAGCAUGCUGGCACUCACAGGUGCUUCACGUUUGGGAUUGGAGAAGGAGCCUCCACAGCUCUGAUCAAAGGCAUGGCCCGGGCAGGAUCGGGUCACCCCGAGUUCAUUACAGGCAAGGACAGGAUGCAGCCCAAGGUGAUGCAGAGCCUGAGGUUCGCACUCCAGCCUGCUGUCAAUAACAUCGUCCUCAACUGGGACGUCCCGGCUGGACUGGAGGUUGUUCCUGUGUCCGAAACGCCAAAGGUCCUCUUCCGGGGUCAUAGGUCAAUCCUGUACGCGCAGCUCAAAGGAAAGUUUGAUGAGAGUGCGGUGGGUCGAGCGAGUCUUCAGUACAGUCUGGGAGACGAGCCCCACAAGACGGAGAUCAGCUUCAAACUGCAGUCGGACAAGCACACUGGGCUGACGACUCACCGCCUGGCCGCACGGACCCUGAUCUGCUCCCUGGAGGAAGGAGGGAGCGUGGAGGGAGAGGGCGAAGAUAAAGAGAAGGUGAAGGAGAAAGUGGUGAAGAUUAGCACCGAGGCCCGAGUCAUCUCAACACACACAGCCUUCAUCGCUGUGAACAAGGACCUGAAUCAGGCUGUGCAGGGGCCUCUGAUCCACAGGAACAUGUGGCCACAAAGGAGGUCUCUGAGAGGCCAAGCCUUGAGUUAUAGUUUCAUGCCGCAGGUGGAGAUGCUUUGUGACGAUCAGAGUGAUUUGUUUUGUGGAGAUGUAAUGUAUAUGGAUAGCGGUUUUAAUGCCAUGUCGUAUGAUACUGCACCAGACGCAGAGGUGAAGGAGGACCCCAUGCUAACGCUGAUCUCCCUGCAGAAAGCCGACGGCUCCUGGGAGCUCAACGAAUCGCUCGUUUCUGUGUUUGAGAAGAAAGAGCAAGAAGCCAUCAGCAAAAUGCCAGCCGAGGUGAGUGACAAGGCCGUGUGGGCGACGGUACUGGCGUUGCUAUGGCUACACGGCUUCAAGGCGGAGCUAAGGGAGGAGUGGGAGUUCCUGGCAAUGAAAGCGCUCUCCUGGGUCAAAGCACAAGCAGGGGCCAGUUUGAAGCCGUGUCUGGAAGCAGGGAACCGUCUCCUUGGCUGCAAGGUGGAGCCGCAGACACUCGCUCUGUGACGGUCCAGACCUCAAAGAGCCUCAAUCAGCCUUCUAUACCCACUGCAGCAAGCCAGCUCCUGCUCUGAGCAGCACACUGAAUAUUUAGCUGUGUAGAAAUGAUAUAUCUGCUUGCUCGAAGAAAGCAAAUAACCUAGACUGGAGGUUCCUAAUCGAUAGUCUACUGUGAGUCCAAGAGUACUGCUACUGCUGAUGUUAAAUACACGACGUUAUAACACAGCUAUUUGUAUACUUUAAUAUUUGACUGUGUGCACGUUCCGCAAGUUACAAACAGUUCUUUCAUAGUUUGUCAUAUCUAUUCAGGGGCAGUUAUCUUGUAAUCAUAUUUUACGAUGACUGACGCCUGUAUGCAAGUAUCAGCCCCUGUAUUGAAUAAGAUUUGCAGCCGAAAUGUUUGCCUGAAUUUGUUACCGAGCUUGGCAUUGGCUAAAUAGUUGGACAUUGCUGGAGAGCACUGACUUUAAUUGAACUUGUUAACGCUGUUUCUGAUAUCGAUGGUUACAAUGCAUAAAUAAGUAACGCGAAGUACCACAAAUA